GUGGUUUACAGUUUGUCAGGGAGCAGGGAAGAGUAAACCCCUGUCCUUCUGAUGGAAUAUGUCUUAGUUUAAAUAACCACUGGAGACAAACAUACAGCGAACCUUUAACAUGUUGAAGUUACAGCCUUUAGAUUGAUGUGAUCUGAAAGACAUGAUGUUAUCCAUUAACUUUAGCUGUGGAUGUGAACGUAGACAACCAGUGAAGAGAGACGAUUUAAUGCUGAGGUGUGACCUUUCCUGAUGAACAAAAUGGAGUCGUCUGAAGACAGUGCUCAGUUCGUGGACAAGUACAUGUCCCAGCUCAUUCAGAGGGUCACCAUGGUGAUGCCUAUAGCUGAUGAGCUGCUCGCUGAAGGCAUGAUUCAUAAAGAGAUGUACUCCAACAUCAGUGCUGCCAGGACUAAUCAGGACAAAAUGAGGGAGCUCUUUAAAGCCCUCCACUCUGGAGGAAACAAAGUGAAAUCUACCUUUCUCUCCAUACUGAGGGAGAAUGAACCUAAUCUGGUCCAGGAUUUGGAAUGCAGUGGCAAACAAAGAGGUGAACCAGAGAACAAAAUAACAAUAAGCCUAAAGUACAAGGAAUUCAUCAGAGGUGAAUAUGCCACAGUGCAGGAGUACAACUCUCUCCCUGGAGAACAUGUGAAGCUAGAUGAUCGCUACACUGAGCCCCUGAUCAUCCAGAAACACCGUCAGCAGAGAGAGAGAGAGGAGGAGAUCCGCUCCAGAGGACAGAACUUUUAUCAAGUCAUGGACCAGAGGGACAGCGAUACCUACAAGAGUACCAAAGUGGAGCGGCUGUUUGAUCCAGACGAGCACGGAGACAUUCAGAGAACAGUGAUACUGCAGGGCCACUCUGGAACUGGCAAGUCAUUUACCAGUCAGAAGAUCAUGUCUGACUGGGCCUUUGGAAGACUUUACGAAGACCGAUUUGACUUUGUUUUUCACCUGAGGUGCAAAGAACUGAACCAGGCCACUGGGAGAAAAAGUCUGAUGGAUCUGCUUAACUACGAUCAGAGUUCAUCAUCAAUGAUCAAGCAGGUCCUUCACCAGUCUCCUGAGAGGGUUCUCUUCCUGGUAGACGGCUUUGAUGAGCUCAAAUUCUCACUUGAUGUACCUAAAGACUCCCUUCCCAGGGACCCGUGGACACAAUGCUCCCCCGAAGUGACACUGAGUGGCCUGAUAUGGAAACAUAUCUUACCCGAGUCCUUUCUGCUUGUCACCACCAGGUCCACAGCGUUGGACAAACUAAAAGAAGUGGUCAAACAUCCAGUGAGAUACGCUGAGAUAUUGGGCUUUUCUAAAGAGGGGGUGGAGGAAUACAUCAAUAGAUUCUUCAAGAAGAAGCAACACUCACAGCAAGCCUAUGACGCUGUGAGAAAAAAUGAAACACUUUUCACCGCAUGUUUCAUUCCAGUCAUCUGCUGGAUCAUUUGCACAGUUUAUAGGGAGCAGUUUGAUGAAGGCACAGAGAUGAUACAAUCACUGGAGACCACCACCUCCAUCUUUGUUGAAUUUGUUGACACUCUGUUGAAGCACCACUGUCAGGAUUUAGGUCAGUCAGCUCUUACUAUCCUCCAAGGACUAGGCAAGCUGGCAGAACAGGGAAUGGAAGAGCAGCAAGUCUUAUUUGACCAUGAUAGUGUGUCACAGACAGUGUCAGAUCCUUCCAAAGUCCCCUUCUUGUGUAAGUUUCUCCAAAAGAAAAGAGUAAGUCAGACCACUAUGUACAGCUUCAUGCACCUCAGCUUCCAGGAGUUUUUCACAGCCCUCUCAUACAUGUCACUGGGUGAUGAGGAAGCUCAGGAGAAAGUGAGAGAGCUACUUUCCAAGGUUCAAUGUGGGAAAAAAAACAGUCACCUGCUACCCAUAGUUCAAUUUCUCUUCGGCAUCGUAAACAAGGAAGUGGGAAAACGGCUCGAGGAUAAAAAAUACAUCUCUUGUUCUCAAGGAAUUUGGACCCAGCUCAAACAUUUUAUUCUGGAAGUCAUUGAAAAAGGAAAGGAGGAUCGAAACGCCAUUGAUUAUCACAUUUCAUCAAUGUGGCUUUUUGCGUUUCACUGUCUAUAUGAACUACAUGUAGAUGAUUUUGUAAAGAAAGCCAUGAAUACAUACACAGAAUUUAAUCUGACUCACAUUCCCCUGACAAAAACAGACUGUUGGGUGCUGAAGUACUGCUUUCAGCAUUGCACGUGCAUUCAAACACUCAUUCUCAACUGGUGCAAGUUAUCUGCAGAGAAGAUAAAAAUCCUUCUGCCAGCAUUGGAAAAAUGUCAACAUCUCGAGUUGCAGGUGGACGACCUAGCCGAUGAUGAUUUAGAUGGUCUGUUGACAGCGCUGGGAGAAGGAAAGAGUUUGGAGCUGGAUCUGACAGAGAACAACUUCUCUGAUGAGAAAGUGCAGAACUUGCUUGUUGCUCUGACUAAACACAAACCCAGAAACAUUGACAUUGGAGUGAAGUCCAUCACCAGCAAUACAGCUGACAAAUUCAUGUUCCUCAUCAAUAAGGCACAUGGAGACUUGGAAAGCAUAGGGCUUCAUUGUUGUGAGAAUGUUACAUUGGAAGCCAAUCUACAGAAAAAUGGAGUCAAUGGGACUCUCCAAACUUCUCUUUGGUUAAAAGUGUCUGACAUGAAAAUGAUCUGUGACUGUAUCAGGGCAUCUGGCUACAGUUUGAGUGAAAUAGACUUGUCUGUGAGCUAUGUGGCUGACCUAUUAGACACUGACGUGGAUGACCUGAGUGCAAUCAUCCACCCUGUAGACAAGUUAAGGCUCAGGUUUCAACACAAAGAUUUAUAUGGACAGGACGCAGUGAGUGAAGGUUUACACUCCCAGAUAUCACUCAGAGGGCUUGAAAUAACCCUCUGUGGCGGUCCCGUAUUCGACUGGAGAAAAUUAUUUCAGCUCGUUCACACUCUGGAGCAACAUCCAGAUUGGGAUGAGCAUGUUGAAGCACUGAUCUCGCUGCUACACUCUCAAACCUCUCUGGAGGACAUCAGUCUGUUUGUGAGCCGCUUGACAGAGAGGUGUGCUACCAGUGUAAUCAGUCUCAGCCAGGCCUGCCCAAACCUGCGGAUGAUAUCCCUUCAUGUAGUUGAACACGGUUUGUUAUUGGAGGAGGUAUUACAACUCUUACGUGCAUCAAAGAGGCACCCAGAUUGCCGGGUACUUGUCGCCGGGUGGAGAUGCAGGAAACCUGCUGACCAGUGCACAGGCCGGAAGGACUGGAGUCUCUGUUGUGAUGACUCUGUUAGGCUCAAUCUACAUGGAGAAACAUUCACAGAGAAUGUGAUAAGGCAUGGGAAGAAAAGUGACAGGCCUAGUUAUCACCCUAAUCGUAAUAAAUGGUGUGUUGUUGCCUAGUGACCAUGAUGAAGACAACAGAGAUGGUGUGUUGUUGCCUAGUGACCACGAUGAAGACAACAGAGAUGGUGUGUUGUUGCAUAGUGACCACGAUGAAGACAACAGAGAGGGUGUGUUGUUGCCUAGUGACCACGAUGAAGACAGCAGAGAGGGUGUGUUGUUGCCUAGUGACCAUGAUGAAGACAACAGAGAUGGUGUGUUGUUGCCUAGUGACCACGAUGAAGACAACAGAGAGGGUGUUGUUGCCUAGUGACCACGAUGAAGACAACAGAGAGGGUGUGUUGUUGCAUAGUGACAAGACUUUAGCAUAUAGACUGCUACACCGCCCAAGUUGAAUCAAUCCCCUGCUCUUGCUCUCUCUAAGUCUCUCUGUCACCCUUCCCUCUCUCUCUCUGUGACACCCUUACACACGUUUGAAUCUGACCUGUGCCAAUCAUGGUCCAUAGGGUUCUGUUAAAAAAACAAUAGGGUGCCAUUUGGGACCCGUGUUUGUACUGGUUAGCAUUUCAUAUAUUUAAUCUUACUCUGUCUCUAAAAAUGAAAAAAGGAGGUUUUAUCCUUGUUCUUAUGAAAGCUGUGUCUUUUUAUUUUUUGUAAUACUGUGGAAAAAUAAUGACAUACAAUUUGAAAAAAUAUUGAAUAAAAAUAAAAAUGAAAACACA
Molecule: messenger RNA, 4022 nt
Organism: Oncorhynchus keta (chum salmon)
Lineage: Eukaryota; Metazoa; Chordata; Actinopteri; Salmoniformes; Salmonidae
Product: NACHT, LRR and PYD domains-containing protein 1 homolog
Exons: 14
Coding region: 241-3360 (1039 amino acids)
Biological process (GO): inflammatory response; innate immune response; regulation of apoptotic process
Cellular component (GO): cytoplasm
Source: RefSeq, a predicted model, not a curated record